CUUUGCAUUGGAACCAGCGUCAUGGAGUCAGACGAAGCAACCAUAGGCCAGUUGGGGCGCCAACGGCCAGCAUGUUUUACCUCACUUCGAACUGAAGUGAUGUUCUGCUUCUCUAUUAUGAUGUCUCAAAUCCUGGCAGAAUAUUUCGUGUCCGGCUUCAACGUUCUCAUACCGACAGUGACAGAAUCGCUGCACAUCCCCAGCGCAUCCUCAAUAUGGCCCGCAACUGCCCUUUCACUCGCUGUGACAUCGACUCUUCUCAUUUUUGGCCGUCUUUCCGACAUGUUUGGUGGAUAUAUUCUAUACACCGGAGGCGUGGCCUGGCUCAUGAUCACAUCGAUUAUCUCAGGGCUAUCCCAAACAUGGCUGAUGCUUGUCGUCUUCCGAGCCCUACAGGGCCUUGCUCUUGCAGCUUUACUUCCAUCCGGAAUCAUGAUUCUCGGUCGCACAUACCGACCAGGGCCACGGAAGAACCUCGUUUUCAGCAUCUACGGAGCCUGCGCGGCAUUAGGAUUCUUCGCGGGAAUCUUCUUCGCAGGUGUCAGCAGCCAGUAUCUCAGCUGGAGAUGGUACUUCUUUUUCGGUGCGAUCUUUUCUGCAAUCACCCUCGCCACUUCUAUCUUCUCGAUCCAUCGUGAUUAUACAGAGACCAGGAAGCUCGGGAUCCAGAUGGACUGGAAGGGGGCGGCGUUGGUGAUACCUGGUUUGGUGCUGGUGAUAUUUGCAAUUGCAGAUAGCUCUGUUGCGCCGCAGGGAUGGCGGACUCCGUAUAUCUAUGUCUGCUUCAUUCUCGGGAUGAUCAUCUUGGGGGUGAUGGUUUAUGUGGAGGGUUGGGUGGCGAAAAACCCACUCCUGCCGGGUGACUUGUUCCACGUCAAAUAUAUCAAGCCAUUAGUAAUGGCUCUUUUGCUGCUGUAUGGCACUUUGGGGAUAUUCCUGUUUUAUGCGGUUCUUUACAUGGAAAACAUCAUGGGCGCUUCGCCACUUCAAGUCGUCGCCUGGACGGUCCCCAUGGCAGCUGGUGGCCUCAUCGUCUCUGUCGUAGGCGGAGUCAUCCUCCACCAACUCCCCGGAACCGUUCUCAUGAUAAUAUCUAGCCUUGGAUACUGUGGCGCCGCGUUAUUCUUCGCCCUCGUUCCAACAGGCGGGAACUACUGGGCAUUCGUCUUUCCCGCCAUGAUCUGCGGGACGAUUGGGAUAGACAUCAGCUUCAACACAACCAACGUGUUCAUCACGACGAACAUGCCCAGCAAGAGACAGGGGCUAGCAGGGGCAUUAAUCAACUGCACCCUUCAUCUGGGGAUUGCGCUCAUGCUGGGACUGGCAGAUAUAGUACAGUCGCAUAUGACAAAGCAUGGGCUGCAGCAGAGUUACAAGGCUGUCUUUUGGUUCCAGUUUGGAGUGGCAGCGUUGGGGUUGGCUAUAAUCCUGUUGUUUGUGCGGAUGGAGAGGGCAAAGAGUGAUUUAACAGCUGAUGAGAGGGCUGAUAAUUAGUCUGUAUUUUAAUAUCCCUUAGAAUUGAUGACCAAUUUAUGCCUCAGGCC
Messenger RNA from Aspergillus wentii DTO 134E9, 1544 nucleotides. RefSeq names its product putative MFS multidrug transporter. The record is from RefSeq and is a predicted model, not a curated record. Lineage: Eukaryota; Fungi; Ascomycota; Eurotiomycetes; Eurotiales; Aspergillaceae. Gene Ontology annotation, molecular function: transmembrane transporter activity. The transcript is spliced from 3 exons. The coding region runs from base 22 to 1494 and encodes 490 amino acids. Gene Ontology annotation, biological process: transmembrane transport. Gene Ontology annotation, cellular component: membrane.